AAUGGGCCUGUCCUGCACAAGUAGUGGUAGAGGAGCGCAGCUAUGUAUGGUAUCCACACGCCCCACCAGUACCUCACAGGCCCGGCAGUGCUCCUCUUUCAUGUCUGUGUCUGCAGAGAGAAGGCGUGAAGGAGAGAUCACAGGGGGAGAAACAGUUGCCAGUUCUUGAAGAUGUUUGAAGAACUUGGAUUCGUCUGCACAGCUUGGGAUGCUUGAGAACUGCGAUUGACGGACCAACUUUUACCUCCUAAACUUACUGUAGCUUUUCCUACGUUUCCCUAUCCACAGGGCUUGGGUGACCUUUUCGAUUUGGCAGUUUUUAUACUGUGAAUCUAAAACCAAACUCCACCAGACUUUCUGGGGUGUGUGGUUGCUCUGGACCAUGCUCUCCCUCUGCUUGUUCUUGCUCCCUUGCCUGAGCCUCGUGCCUUUGGCCCCGGCUGCAAAGGGCCUUGAGUUCCCACAGUAUGACGGGAAAGACCGUGUCCUAGACAUCAAUGACAAGAAUUACAAGAAAGCCUUGAAGAAGCACACCAUGGUAUGCAUGUUCUACCACGGGCCCAUAUCAGAGAGCAAGGAGCUGCAAAAACAACACAAGAUGACUGAGUUGGUGCUGGAGCUUGCAGCUCAGGUUAUGGAGGAGAAGGACAUUGGGUUUGGAAUGGUUGACUCCCACAAAGAUGCAAAAGUGGCAAAGAAACUAGGCCUGGAGGAGGAGGGCAGCGUGUAUGUUUUUAAGGCCGAUCGGGUGAUUGAGUUUGACGGCUUGCUCUCGGCAAACAUUCUGGUGGAGUUCUUGUUGGAUCUGUUGGAGGAGCCCGUGGAGGUGAUAGAUAAUGCUCUGGAGCUGAGAGCCUUUGAUAGGAUGGAGGAAGACAUCCGCCUCAUUGGUUUCUUCAAGAGCGAGGACUCUGAGCACUAUGAAGCAUUUAAAGAAGCUGCAGAGCAGUUCCAGCCCUACAUCAAGUUCUUUGCCACAUUUGAGAAAUCUGUGGCCAAGGAGCUAACCCUAAAGCUGAAUGGGGUGGAUUUCUAUGAACCCUUCAUGGAGGAGCCAGUCACCAUCCCGGGGAAGCCUCACUCUGAGGAGGAUCUGGUGAAAUUCAUCACCGAACACAGACGACCAACUCUGAGAAAGCUGCGUGCAGAAGAUAUGUUUGAGACCUGGGAGGAUGACAUUAAGGGCAUCCACAUCGUGGCUUUUGCAGAGGAAGAAGACCCUGAUGGUUUUGAGUUCUUGGACAUCCUGAAGGAAGUUGCAAGAGACAACACCCACCUACCUGAGCUCAGCAUCGUCUGGAUUGACCCUGAUGACUUUCCCCUGCUGAUCCCCUACUGGGAGAAGACCUUCAAGGUGGACCUGUUCCGACCACAGAUUGGAGUUAUCAACGUUACAGAUGCCGACAGCGUGUGGAUGGAGAUGGAUGACGAGGAGGAUCUGCCCACUGCACAGGAGCUGGAGGACUGGAUCGAGGAUGCCCUCUCUGGCAAAGUCAACACUGAGGAUGAUGAUGACGACGACGACGACGACGACGACGAUGAAGAUGACGACGAAGAUAGCGAUGAAGAGGAGGAUGACGAUGAUGAUGACGAUGAUGACGAUGACGAUGACGAUGACGAUGAUGAUGAUGAUGACGAUGACGAUGACGAUGAUGAUGAUGAGUAAUCCAUAGCUUAAUCCUAGUAAAUGUUGACUUUUCUGUUUUUUUUCUUCAGGAUUAAAGUUUAACAUGAAUCGCAGACAAACGACUGUACUGUACACAAUACAAACAAUAUAAUUAUUUAUAAUGAUAGUAAUAAUAAUAAUAAUGAUAAUAAUAAUAAUACAUCUAUUUAAUAUCCAAAAAUGUUUGAUGAAAAAAGAUGAAAAAAGAUUUUUCAACGAUGUAAAUAAGCCUGGAAUGAGUUUUGUAUACUGGAUGUAUACCAGACCAGACAUUACCUCACAUUACACAUGAAAAUCACUAAUUCAUCUAUAAAUAACUGCUAAUAAUAAAGGCCUGUCGA
Molecule: messenger RNA, 2007 nt
Organism: Anarrhichthys ocellatus (wolf-eel)
Lineage: Eukaryota; Metazoa; Chordata; Actinopteri; Perciformes; Anarhichadidae
Gene: casq2
Product: calsequestrin 2
Exons: 11
Coding region: 383-1666 (427 amino acids)
Biological process (GO): regulation of cardiac muscle contraction by regulation of the release of sequestered calcium ion
Cellular component (GO): Z disc; sarcoplasmic reticulum lumen
Molecular function (GO): calcium ion binding
Source: RefSeq, a predicted model, not a curated record